GCACGCUAACCGCUAAACUACCGCUCUCCACAUACACAGACACGUAAAUACAUACAUACAAAAACACAAACACGACAAUAUUCGGCUUCACCAUGGAAAACCGCACCGUGGGUCCAUACGACCACUGCAUCGACUCCUUCUACCACCUCAACUGCAGCUCGCCCACGUUCUCCAUGUCGGAACGCACCGCGGCGCUCAGCGCCAUCACCACGCUCAUCCUCGCCACCGUCCUGGGCAACCUCCUCAUCAUCACGUCCAUCGCCUACUUCAGGCAGCUGCAGACUCGCACCAACAUCAUGGCGCUAUCUCUGGCCGUGGCCGACCUCCUGGUCGGUCUCACGGUGAUGCCCUACAGCAUGAUGAAGGCCGUGUACAAGUGCUGGUUCUACGGGCAAUUCUUCUGCAAUCUGCAAUACUUCCUCGACUACAUGCUGACGAACUCCUCCAUCAUGCACCUGGGUUGCAUCGCCUACGACCGCUACGUGGCCAUCUGCGACCCGCUCCGCUACUCGCAGCGGGUGACCAAUCACACCGUGGUGACGAUGCUGCUGAUCUCGUGGUUCGGUCCUGCGCUCUUCUCCUCUCCCAUCCUCGUGAACUUUAACCCCGAGUGGUCGCGUGGCAUCAUCGAGAUCAUCUCGUGCCCGAACCAGUGCCUGUUCUUCGUGAGCACGUGGCUGGUCAGCGUGGUGGGCGUCUGUCCGUACGUGCUCUCUCUACUCACAAUGUCAUACGUUUACGCGAGAAUUUACGUCGUGGCGCGCAGGCAGGGCCGCCAGAUCAGCUCGGUGAGUCUACAGGUCCAUGCCCAACAGCAGCAGCAGCAGCAACAGCAGGCGGAACCUACAAACAUUCGACAGAAGUGGGCGGCGAUGAAACGAGAACACAGCGCGGCCAAGACACUCGGCAGCAUCAUCGGGGUCUACCUGCUGUCCUGGCUGCCCUUCUACAUGGUGGUCUUGUUCUUCCCCAAUUUCCAAAACAGUUCGGCCGCAGUGCGAAUCACCACGUGGAUCGGCUACAUCAGCUCGGCCAUCAACCCCGUGCUCUACGCGACUCUGAAUCGUCCGUUUCGCAGCGCGUUUGUCGCCGUGAUCAGCUGCAAGGUGCUUUCCUCCACUAGGGCGAGGACAAUGGACCUGUCCGGGGUGAAGUAGGCGAUUUCAAGAUGCGAUGAUGCUUGUUUACGCGCGUCGAACACGCGUGUGUG
Lethenteron reissneri (Far Eastern brook lamprey) is the source of this 1210-nucleotide messenger RNA. RefSeq names its product trace amine-associated receptor 1-like. Lineage: Eukaryota; Metazoa; Chordata; Hyperoartia; Petromyzontiformes; Petromyzontidae. Gene Ontology annotation, biological process: positive regulation of MAPK cascade; adenylate cyclase-activating adrenergic receptor signaling pathway. The record is from RefSeq and is a predicted model, not a curated record. Gene Ontology annotation, cellular component: plasma membrane. Gene Ontology annotation, molecular function: G protein-coupled receptor activity.